Molecule: messenger RNA, 1067 nt
Organism: Phodopus roborovskii (desert hamster)
Lineage: Eukaryota; Metazoa; Chordata; Mammalia; Rodentia; Cricetidae
Gene: CUNH10orf120
Product: chromosome unknown C10orf120 homolog
Exons: 3
Coding region: 27-1055 (342 amino acids)
Source: RefSeq, a predicted model, not a curated record
CUCCUGUCCUAACCUAUUGCCGGAGUAUGAUUAAAGAGUGGGAAAAUCGCUUUCAGAGGUUUAGAAGCCAAAGAGCUGGACAUCUGAAGGCCCAGGAAGGGACUACUGCUGAGGGUGGGCAAGAUAACAAAAAGCCAUCCAAGAUCCCCAGUGUCACCCAUCCCUCGGUAGCCCAAGACUUCCCAUACUGCAAAGAGGACAUCUGCACUGCAACACCUCUGGGGAUAUGGACAGCAUUCUACAAAUCAGACCCACGCAUUGCCCUUGGAAAAUACUCCCCAAUGGAACAAGAGAUCCUACAUCUCGGUGGUGUUCACACCAUAGCAGCAAGAAGAUUUUUGGCUGACAAGCACAACAAAGAAUGGAGGAUGCUGAGGGAACUACAGGCACAAUCACCAGACUACAAAAAGGCAACAAAAUACAGAAAAGAGUUCUCCUCUUGUUCUGUGUGUGGACCCCCAGAAAAAAUAUGGACAGCAAAUGUGGUUGUGCCUGCGGAGGAAUUUAAAAUGCCCUGCCGAGAGAUGAUCAACAUCAACAAGCAUAUAAAAAGGAUGCAGCUGGCGCGAGCCUUGAGAAAUAAGCAGUUUUCGCCAUACAUUGAAAGGCUCCGGAGUGCCACAUUGUUGUCUGGAGCAGAACUGGAUUCCACUGGAACAGACAAGUCCAGUGAAGAGGCAGACAACUCUGACAGGGAUAACUGUGAUAAAGCCACCCAAGAGGAGAAAGGGGAGGCAGAGUUCAAGCCCACAAAAAGACGAGAGAUUGCAAUGAACGUGACUUUCAAGUCAGAAGAACGCAAAGGGUGUUUGAUAUGCCAUCGGAAUGAUCGGAAAACUUUCCUCCCCACGAAGAAGAGGCAGGAGCGGUGCAUCACCGGCAUGACGAACAGAAACCUCUUCCCCAUCACUAGCUUCCCUGGAGACCUGAUGCUCAUGAACCAGGAUUUUAUAUCACGGGGGAUCCACCCGAGUGAUGCCAUUAAUAUCUACUGGCUGCCAGAAGAAGACACCUACAAAGCACACAAGCGCAAGGCCGUUCGCUGCCGGUAUUGAAGCUCUAGUCCC